UCACUGAGUUGGCGAUCCUGUACUCGAAGUACAAGCCGUCGAAAAUGCGCGAACACUUGGACCUGUUCUGGUCGCGGGUGAACAUACCGAAGGUGUUGAGGGCGGCCGAGUCGGCCCACCUCUGGGCCGAGCUGGUGUUCCUCUACGACAAGUACGAGGAGUUCGAUAACGCGAUUAUAACAAUGAUGAAUCACCCGACGGAGGCGUGGCGUGAGGGCCACUUCAAGGACAUGAUCACCAAAGUGGCGAAUGUCGAGCUCUACUACCGGGCCAUUCAGUUCUAUUUGGACCACAAGCCGAUGCUGUUGAACGACCUGUUGCUGGUGUUGGCGCCCCGUAUGGAUCACACCCGCUCUGUCAACUUCUUCGCGAAGACCAAUCACUUACCACUGGUGAAGGCAUACCUGCGUUCAGUGCAAAGUUUGAACAACAAAGCGAUUAAUGAGGCGCUGAAUGAUCUGCUGAUCGAAGAGGAGGACUACCAGGGAUUGAGGACAUCGAUUGACGCCUUCGACAACUUCGACACCAUUGCGUUGGCGCAGAGGCUCGAGAAGCACGAGUUGAUUGAGUUCCGGCGUAUCGCCGCUUACCUCUACAAAGGCAACAACCGGUGGAAACAGUCGGUCGAACUGUGCAAAAAGGACGGCCUAUACAAGGACUGCAUGGAGUACGCGGCCGAAUCGAAACAGGCGGACGUGGCCGAGGAUCUGUUGCUGUGGUUCCUGGAGAAGCGCAACUUCACGUGCUUUUCGGCGGUACUGUUCCAGUGCUACGAUCUGAUCCACGCGGAUGUGGUGCUGGAGCUCGCGUGGAGGCACGACAUCAUGCAAUUCGCGAUGCCGUACUUCAUUCAGAUCACCAGAGAGUACAUCACGAAAGUGGACGAACUCAAGGAAGUGGUGGACACCAAACUGGAGGAGUCGGGCUCCGAGCAGAAGUCCCUCGUCUAC
Oppiella nova is the source of this 950-nucleotide messenger RNA. Lineage: Eukaryota; Metazoa; Arthropoda; Arachnida; Sarcoptiformes; Oppiidae. The record is from the annotation of a GenBank genome assembly.